Molecule: messenger RNA, 3718 nt
Organism: Aegilops tauschii subsp. strangulata
Lineage: Eukaryota; Viridiplantae; Streptophyta; Magnoliopsida; Poales; Poaceae
Source: RefSeq, a predicted model, not a curated record
ACCUCGCAACCCUAGCCCCAAUCCACAUCCCCCACGCCCCUCACUCCUCGCUCCUCCUCCUUCCCUCGUCUGCCGCCUCACUCCCUUCCUCUCCUCCCUCGUCGCCCUAGGAGCCCCGCCGCCUACUGUUGCUCCUCCACCACCUCGCCUCUUUCUCCUCCUCGCCUUCCCAUCGCUCGCGCGUAGGUCGUCGCCGUCGGAGAACAGGGGAGUGCGGGUCUUCAAGUUGGGGUUGUCAUGAGGGCUUCCCAACCCGACGGCGCCUCCUCCUCGCAGCGUUGUCGCCCGCGCCCCUUCUUCUCCUUCCUCCUCCCUCCUCCCUCCCUCGUCACUACGUCCACCAGUCCCCUCCCUCCCUCAUCACUACGUCGACCAGUCCUCUCCCUCCCUUGUCCGUGGCCGCUGCUGCCGCAUGAAUCUCCCAAGUCAGGGAAAGGAAGAAGGCCUUGGCGAGUCUAAGCCUACGAAGGAAAGCAGCAGGGGUUGGUGGAGCGACUGAUGUGGAUGGGGUCGGCGGUUGAGGGAAGGUUGCCGACCAGAGAAGCAGGAGCAAGAAGCUCGAGAAGAUUGGAUACAAAUGGUUCAGCAAAGAGGGAGUGUGCAACCGCAACAGAGAUAGGGACAUGGAGCAAGAGUGUGUGGCUAGGCUGUGCAAAUUUUCUCCUUCGAGUCCCAUCAAAUAUGUUCAGUUUGGAGGGCCCGAUGGUGGUAGUUAUCAUGUUGUGUAUGUUCCAUGAUUUCUUCAAAUGGUUCAGAAAGCAAGUGUUUUCUGUUGAUGAGCUUGUAGUGGGAGGAACUAGGAAAGAAGCACAAACGACAAGCUGCCAAUAUAUCUGUAAGAAAUUUGCAUACAACAGAGGGGGUAUGGUAAUUGUUGUUAACAUAAAGUUGUCCGCCUUCAAGAUUUUUACUUUCUGAUUAUGAAAGUUGAAGCAUAGUUGUCAGCAGGGUUAUGGUAAUUGUUGUUUACUUGAUGAAUAUUAAUUAAUAAAUUUCAUAAAGAUGACUGUUGAGUGGUAAAAUUAUUGUUUUCCACAUUGAAGCCAAGGUCAACCUAUGUGUUUUUGCAUGUUCAUCCAUUCGAAUGCGGUCUUUUGUGCGGAUAUGUUGCAUGUUUUUUUUUUUAAUUGAAGUAGGCCAUGAUUCAUGAUGUUAGAUGUUUCGUUUUACUUCCUCUAUGUAUUGGCAUGUUGUUUAUUUGUUUGCUGAUGGUAUUGAUAAACCCGGGUUCAGCCGGGGCGUUGUGCUUUGUUCGUCCUCGUGUUUGUCGCCUGUUGUUUACCAUGGCUCCCCUUUGUUCCAUAUGGUCUAGGAACUGCAAGGUUGCUACUUAUCGUCGCCAAGUUUUUUACAGGCGUAGCUAAAUCCAAAGUUGUUUCCGUAUUCAGAAUAAUAGGAACAAAAUUUAGUGAAACACAAGCGUGCAGGCUGCCAAUUUAGUGCUCAGGUACAGCCACUCUUGAUUUGUAGUUCAUUGGUUAAUUUAGAAUCUAGAAAUGAAGUCCUCUUUGCUUAUGGAUUCUCCACUUUUUCCAAGGGAAUUGUUUUCUAAGUACAUAUGGAGACACUGAUGUUUGACUUACAAUGUUGUUUGACACAUUGCUCUGCUUCAAGCUCUCACUGAUGGAUUUGCAGUACGCCUGAACUUGGACUCUGUCCAAACCAACAGAGUUGUGAAUGAGCUCUGCUAGCUAUGCUAUAUAUAUUUGACCAUUUCUAGAUCGUCUUAGCUCAUGCCAUGAGCUUGGGUAACGUGUCACCGCAAUGCGUAAUGUCUAUUACUUCUGCCUUUUUCCUAUCUGUACAUUUGGAGAAAAACGGAUCGUGUUAUUUCUGCGUUUGACAAUUCCAUUUAGGUGUAAAAGCCUAGCUAUGUUUUGUUCCUUUUUGUUUUCUGUAUAGUUUGUGCACUGACCAAUGAUUUGUGAUGUCCAUGAAUACUAUUAAGGCAUUGUUGAACUUUGCCUUUUUCCUAUCUGUAUAUUUGGAGAAUAAGGCAUACAUGUAGUCAGAGUGUUGCUUCCCAGGUGAGCUGAGGUGAUAACUGAGCCCUCUUAUACUGUAGAGCAGGUUCAAUAUUUGCUUGUAUUUUCAUGUGCCAAAGGAUAGUUCUGUUCGUGUUGUUGUGGCUUGUGACAGUUGCCGAAAAAAGAGAAGACGAUGAGCAAGAUACGGCGGCCAACAUUGUGUUAAUUGCCUGCUUUAUGCAAAACUAAAACAAGUCAAACUAAAAUGCUUUGGUAUGUAUUGGCUAAAUUAGAGCGUAUGAGAUUGGCAUAUGAAGGAUAACACUACAAGUUGGCACACCUAGAAAUUGAUUAAUGCCUUUUCUUUUGUCUCUUUGCAUAGUGCCCAGGUAGUGUUCAUUAGUAGGUUCAAAGGAUGCUCAGAUUUUUAAUUCUCGGUUUAUUCUACCAUGGAUUCCUUCUGGUAUGUGCAUGUUUCAAAACUGAAUAUACACGUAGGAGAAACUUGAGAGCCAAUAUUAGUGCUUAAGGAUUACUCUCAGUGCCAUUCUAUGCUAUCAUGGUAAAAUAGGCCAAUACACAUUCAGGAAAUAUGUGACCAACUUUCCCAAGGUCCUGCAUCGUCUACUCAGUUUAAUUCUUAGUCUACAACCUCCAAAACCUGCAGUUUUAUUUUUAUAAAUGGUUAAGCGCCCAUUGCUCUAAGCGUCAGCCUGUCGCUUCGCUUAUGCUUAACGCUUUCCUCAACAUUGAUUUCUGUCAAACAAACUUUUUGUUUCUUAAGUUUUCAUGUUGAUUACUGAUUGUGGGAGUUGAAUUGUGCUCUAGUGGAAGUGUUAGAGUGUAGCAUUUUUGUAAGCAUAAUCUAUAUCCAUUCCUAUUGGGAACAUACACAUGUAGGUUUUUGUAAGCAGAAUACUGUAGGAGCAUACUAUUAGGACUUGCGUAGAUGGGCUAUUCUAGACAUUGGCAAGAGAAUGGUCUGCAUCCUAUAUAUGGUCUUAGUGCGUUCUAAAAAAGCACGUGUUAAAUAGCUGUCAGCACAACGAUUUCUAACUAAUAGAAUGUUACUCCCGUUGGUAUAUAUGAGGCAAUGUCUAAUAUUUUCUUAGAAUAAUGGUUUAAUUAAUUGGAUAAUUAUCACUUUCUCGAUGCGCCUACUUUCAGAGAUGUAAAAUCCAGGACUCUAUGUAAUGUGCCUUCAAUAUCUAUUCAAUAGUUGAAUAGCAACAUCAAAUCAUUCUCUUGAACUUAUUAUAUCAUGCUCUCUAACUCCUUGGCAUUUAAUUCGAGUUAAACAAAUCUUGUUCAUAGCGAAAAAUACAUUUUAUAGAAAGAUAGCCCUUUAUUCUGUUUAUUAUCUCUAGCUACUUCUACUGUAGUCCUUGCUUAACACUGAUGUUUGUCUUGUGACAGAUCCAGGAUAUUCUGUGGCCCAAGUUCCCUACAGAAUAAUGCCAAGUCUAAUUUCAACAGUGGGCAUGACAGCCUCAAACUUCUCUCUUCAAUAUUGAAGAAGCGGCUUACUCGGAUCAAUGGGCCUGCACUUAGAAAAUAGCUAGAGAGUACGAGAUAUUCCUAGAGUAAAUAAAGGGCAUGGUGUGCUGAUACGUUAGACAGAAGCAAAAUGUUACUUAUUACGCUCCUAUUGUUGUAUCCUUAGACAUUUUCUUCCCCCUACCAUACACCAGUAUUGAAUAUUGAAAGUGCGUUAUAUCGACUAGAGGGGGCGAAUAGGCGAUUUUAACAAA